Messenger RNA from Pollicipes pollicipes, 3878 nucleotides. RefSeq lists its product as uncharacterized. The record is from RefSeq and is a predicted model, not a curated record. The transcript has 12 exons. Gene Ontology annotation, cellular component: nucleus. The coding region runs from base 96 to 1868 and encodes 590 amino acids. NCBI's taxonomy places the organism in Eukaryota, Metazoa, Arthropoda, Thecostraca, Pollicipedomorpha, Pollicipedidae.
GGCCGCGGUUGUAGGUGGGGGGUGGGUCGGUUGCUGCAGUUUCAGGUCGCGCAGUUCAGUUCAAGCAUCUGCGCGUAAAACUGUUAUAGAGGAGCAUGGCGUCCUCGCCGGACAAGGACCGUGAGAAGAAGCUGAAGUCGCUGCUCUCCGACCUGGGACGCGCCACCAUGCGCGGCGUGCGCAAGUGCCCCCAGUGCGGCACUCUCAACGGCACGCGCGGCAAUUCGUGCAAGAACAAGUCAUGCAACGUCAAGUUCCGCGAGAAGUCGACCGAGGUCAAAUCCAAGUCGGCCUCCAAGCUUAGCACGGGCUCCUCACAACAGAUGCUGUUCUCGGUGCGUGUGCGCGAGUCGGGCCCGGAGAUGCGCGGCUUCGUCCAGCUGCCGGACCCCGUGCAGAGCCUGGGCGGCGACACCGAGUCGCCAUGCUGCCACGUCGCCUCCUGUCAGAAGUUACGUUCGCGGCCACGGGAUAGCAGCACUGAAGCAUCUUGUCGUCACAUCAAUUCUGCCGCACAGAGCACCACCCAGGCAAUACCGCUGAUGCUCAAGUACUCGGUACUCAGCAACCGCGAGGACCUGGCCGGAGUGCGACAUCACCUGUGGAACCUGGCGACCGAGACGAGCGGGCCUCUGGUGCAGCGGGUCUCGCGCUGCUACCUGGUGGUCAAGUGCAAGCCUACCCGUCAGUUCCCGCUCGGCUACUUGCACGCCUACUUCUCGCCCACCAUCAGCGGCAAGUCGGCGGCCACCGAGACGGACCAGCGCUUCUUCUGCCCCUGCUCCACCUUCAGGCACUCGUCCGGUCACAGCGAGUCGCGCCGCUGCAUCCACGUGUACGCCUGCUUCUGCGCCUUCCUCAGCAGUGAGACGCUCCGCCACGAGUUCGAGUACUUCGUCAACCUGGACGAGCGGGCCCGUCUGAAGCACAACUCCUCGGUGCCGCUGCUCAGCGAUCUGGUGGAUGCGACCGAGGCGACCGACUCGCUGCCCGUGUUGGACGUGAGCGCCGUGUCGGCCGCCGGCGACAUGUGCGAGGUCGAGGUCGAGGUGCUCGAGGAGUCAGCCAUACUGCAGGCGGCCGGCCUGCACGGUCUGGAGUACAGCGACGAGCCGCUGCGGGUGGAGACGGGCGACGAGGGCGGCCUGACGCUGCAGCUGCACGGCCGGCCGACGGGCGAACUGCAGGCGAGCACGGCCCUGCUCACCCUGCAGCAGCACAGCCGGCGACCCGCCAAGCUGCCCCGGCUCACGUCCGAGAGCGAGUCCUCCCUCACCACGGGCUUCUACGACUGGCUGGGCGGCGUGACGGAGCGCAUCAACCAGACCAUGCACUUUCAGUGCGACGGCCGACCCGAUCCACUCGUCUUCCACGUGCCGCAUACGUUCUUCGCCGCGCUGAAGGAGCGGAUAGCGUUCGGCGUGAAGAAGCGACGCUUACCCAACCAAGUGACGUCGUUUGCGCGCACCGACACACCUCCGCUGGGCACCUUCACCAAGUACACGUGGCAGAUUACCAACAUCCUGCACGUCAAGUCCAUCUUCGACGGGCCCACCAUCAUGCUGAACAUCACGCGCAGCUUCCGGUUCUGCGCGGACACGGGCCGCUACAGCGAGCACGUGCCGUCCGAGGCGGAGACGGCGCCCCAGCCGCUGUCGCACGGUCCGCUCAUCAAGCCGCAACAGUACAAAACCAUCCUCAGGGUCGGCUGCAUCUCGGCGCAGCAGCAGGAGCCGACGCCGUUCGUCAUCGAGUGGGUGCCGGGCGUGCUGCCGCAGUCGCAGAUCGGUGAGCUGCGCGUGCAAUUUCAGUUCGUGCACCAGCGGAACGGUCAGCUGGUGGACGCGCCGGAGCCGGUCGCCCCGUGAGCGGCCGGCGCCAUCGGACCGCUCUGGAUGCUGACUGAGGUCCUCGAGACUCGGCAGGGGUCACUGCGGGUUGGAGUCGCAGCGGGGCAGCGACAGUGGCCAGCGUUAGGAGAGAGAGUACAAGUUAGCUCGUGGGUGGACAGAGGCCUGUCUGGGCUGCGCAUGCCGGCCCGGCUGUGCGUGAGCGAGAGUUGUCUCUGGCGGAUCUAGGUGGGGACUGGCAGCCCCCGCCCUGCCGUCGGCUGAUGAGAGACCGCGGCUCGCCUGCUGCGCCGUCCGACCGGCCGGGGUCACCGCCCAGGAGCACACCGGAUGAAAGACUGCGGCGCCCCCCGCCGCGCCAUUCGACCGGCCGAGGUCACCGCCCAGAGGAUGGACUCGGCCAGUCGGUCAGCGCGUCCCACUCGGCGCAGGUCACUCCGGCUGACCCCGCCGGUGGGCGUCGCGUGUCGCUGCUGACCCACCCGGUCAGAGGUCGGCUGGCGCCGGCACGCGCUCGCCCGUGGUCUCGCCGGCGUGAAGUCGGCUGACCCCUGGCUGACCCCGGCGGAUGCCAGGACACCGCAGCGGCGCCGCCGGCUGGCCGGAUUCGAUACGGGCUGCUUGAGACCAUGACUCGGCGUUCGUGGAUGGCUGCGCUGGAUGGGUUAUGGCGAACCGGACUAUCUGAGCAUCUUGUUUGCGGCUGGGCCGGUACUGAGAGACUGCUGUUUGUCCCUACCGCGAAGUAUUGCUAGAAGUAUAGGAGUAUUACCAGUGUCACCAGUUCGGUUGCACGAAUAGUGUUGUUCGUUAGUGGUUUUGUGUUGUUUUUGUUGUUGUAAACGUUAUACGUCGCUGAUUUAUUGCGAUGACAGCUGUAGUGAUGCGAGUAGUGUGGUUUGCUGCUUUUCGCAGUUGAGUAUGUCGGGAACAGAUUGACUUCCAUGUGGAAGGUGGGCAGAGUGAGGUGAGCUUCGUUGCAUUAGCAUUAUGAGUUCCUGGGCUGAAAGUAACGGACCUGCAGUGCGCGAUGAGGUACAGGUUAAACAAAAAUUAAUCAAUCAGUGGGAUAGAUAACGAGACUUUUCUACGUUUCAGGACAGUGCUCACUGUCAAAAGUGAACUUAAGGAUCGCUUAAAAUCUUCGCUCAACCAAUACCUCCUCGCAUCUCGAAGAUCGGUUACUCUCGGCAAAAUAACUCGUAACGCUGAAAAGUCAGGGGCUUCAGACCUUCUGUUUUAUGUCAAGCCAUUUCAUCUAUUCCAAACUUAAUUUGCUGCUUGGUUCGGUGAGGUCCCUUGAUAUCGCCAGUACCUGCUCUUGUAGAUUUCUCGUUGAACUGGUUUCACUCAUAUGCUUCCUUACUCUUGUCAUUCAGGCUCGCACGUUGUUCUCUGGAAGACUAGCUUGAAAUCUAAGCAUUGUAUUUUCUUUCAUGUGCUAUUAUUGUGCUUAAAGGGAAUAUUUUGCUCUUCAGAAAUAUCGGAAAGUCACGGAACAUGACGAAAGCACCGGCGUUGGAUGUGACGAUGUCAUUUGUUUGUGUUUAGAGGUGCUGUCAGUAUAAUGCUUUUAACAAAGGAAAGAUUUGCCCCCGUUGCGUCCUAAUGCACGUGGCAUCACGUACAACGAAUCACUGACCGGCAGCGCCGGAUGUGAAAUUGGUCGGUUGGAAAAUCACAUCCUGGCUGGGGAACUGGAGCGUUUUAGUCCUUGGUAAGGUCAUCACCGCGAAGAUUAGUGUGUUCUUAACCUUGGCUGUCAACUAAGGCCUCCAACAGAGGCGAAAUAUUCCGUUUCAUAACCGUUUUUUCCCCGCGGACUCUUACCCUCAGCAACUUGGCUGUCCUAUUGGAGCAGUCGGCUUGCUGGGAACGCAUCUCUUGCCACCAGGGCUGGUCUCUGCUAUCGGCCUGACCUGGAGCCAACCAGCGCUGUGAUAGAGCGUAGGCGAUGAUUUGUUUGUUUUGUUCGUGGCACUUGCAGUGCAUAUCACUUGGAGCGAGAGCUGGAUAUCGAAUACACGG